Paramacrobiotus metropolitanus is the source of this 1460-nucleotide messenger RNA. RefSeq lists its product as uncharacterized. Gene Ontology annotation, molecular function: metallopeptidase activity. Bases 262 to 1149 code for a protein of 295 amino acids. The transcript has 4 exons. Lineage: Eukaryota; Metazoa; Tardigrada; Eutardigrada; Parachela; Macrobiotidae. The record is from RefSeq and is a predicted model, not a curated record.
GAUGGUUAACCUUUGUUUCGGUGCACAGUCAGCGCUGCCUUGACAUUGUCUGAAGUUUAAUAGAACUGGCAUAUUAAUUGGCGGGAUUUUGCGCAAUAAAACAUUACUUCGCAUCAUCAGCUGGCAUAUAAAUGCGACAAAAUGUGCAUUUAGCGGCUGGUCACGAGAUAGCGUUUAUGUUGUAUGUGCCUGUGAGAUAUCGGGUGCCUUUUCCAGGGUUUCGUUUAUUUAUUACAUCGCAGUAAUUACUUGCAAAACAAUAUGGUUGCACUGGUUAUAUUAGCUUUUUUAUUGUGCUUCAGCGUAAACUCUGGUUAUGCGGCUAUUUUGAGUACUAAUGAUCCACGAUACACUUUAUGGCCGGUAUUGUUUAACACCGAUCCCUAUGUGCGUGUUCCCGUUUACGUGGAAAAGGCCAGAUAUGAUUUACAAACGCAGCUGAACAUCAAUGCCUCGCUGUUGGCGCUGAACACGGACCUGACCGGCUGCCUCCAGUUUGUCCAAGUACCGUCACCCACCAAUGUCGGUCGGGAUUUCAUCUAUGUGUCUCCUGUCUCGUCCACCGGAGCAGCACAACAGACCUGCGGCACCGUUCCCGGCCAUCUGGCCGGCAGCAACCCCGGUGGGCAGAAAAUGUACAUCUUACCAGGCACCGGACCAGGCCAAUGUGGCGGCUCUGUUCGGCAGAUAAUGGGCAGAUUCGCUAACGCCAUAGGACUGCGCAACGAGUACCAGCGCAACGACCGUCCUAUCACCGUAACUACCGGCAACAUCGCCACCAGCUUGGCGAACAUCGGGGCCAGUAUGUACGCGGCAUACACUGCCAAUGUCACCGUCUACCCACAGAAUACGGCCUAUGACUACAACUCCAUCACGCAGAUUACACCGCAGACCAACGCCAAUCCGGGAGUGAGCAUGUUCACCAAUCCCGGAGGACAGGCCAGUCCCACACUGAAUCGGCUCAGUAAUAUUGAUUGUAAUGCGAUCAAGUGGCGGUACAACUGUAACAGCAAUGUCGUUUGUGCUGAUCCUUAUGGACAGCAGACACCCGCGAACAACAACAACAACAACAUUCCACCUAAUAACGGCCAGCAAACAAAUCCACAACAGCAGCCAUCCGGGCCCGUUGAUCCAACCGACCAGUUUUGAUUUGCUCGUCGCCGUUUGCGCCUACUAUGGGACAUUUUCUUAGUUAUCCAAAUUAAUUAAUAUUUUACACGGUUUAAUUAUGUGUAGCGUUCACAUUUGCAAGCCGGCAAUGACAGUUAGCCGGUUAGUCAGACAAAUGGGUUUAUAUGCAGAAAUAUUAUACUCGUAGUUUAUGGCGUAAUUGGAGUUGUACAUGGGUCAUCCAUGCAAUACUGCUAUAAAUUCAUGCUGUUCCAUCAUAACCGUGUUCGUCAUAUUUUGCGUAUUUAAAAAAAUUCCGAUUUACCCGUCGCUUUGUGUGCUGUUCUCCU